UUCACUGAUAAUUCUCCACGAAUGACGCAUCUCUUGCCUAGCGGAACAAACUCGGCGUUUUGCAGGCUAGGAAAAAAAAAUCAAAACAAACACGUUUGAACGAGUUUUUACUGCUGCUACAAGUUGUCAUCUAGUUGUUGAUAAAAGUUACUUUUGCAUUAACAAAUAAAAUUUGUGUAGAUUAUUACAAAAAGAAAUUGUAAUUACUGUCAGAAAUGCAACGUUUUUGAUAAAUAGUGCCUUCUAACCUCACAAUCUGUCCAGUCUGAAUUGAAAGUUGCCAAGAAUUUUAGAUAAGCAUUGAUUUAUCACUCACAAUGAAGAACUUGAAGGAAUUAGGACGAUUCGUUAAUUUAAUAAGAAAUAAAAGAGUGAAUAUCUUUAAUUUCCAAUCUCGAGAUUAUACUUGUAUCUGCAUAAGCAGUUCCCCAGAAGUAAAUAAUAAUACUAAGAAUCCUUUUUUAUUUAAAAAUGAAUGUUCAGUAAUUAAACAGAAUAAUAUUAUUUUAAAUUGUGCUUCACAAUUAAGAAGUAUAUUUAGCUCUCAAACUUUAGAAAAGGGCAAAGAUCGAGGUGGAGGUAAAGAUAAAAAAAAACCAAAAGGAGGAAAACUUGAUCUGCGAGAAUUAUCAGGAGUACUCGAUGUUGAGGGACUGAGUGAUCAAAUGAGUAAGUGUGUGGAAAAUAUGAAAAUGGAUUUCGUUAAAAAUCUAACUGUUCGAUCAACAACUGGAGCAAUAGACACUUUACCAGUCAAAAUUGAUGGCAAAGAAUAUAAGUUACAAGAACUCGCACAAAUUGCUAGAAAACCAAAAAUGUUGGUGCUUAAUUUAGCAGCUUUUCCAACAGCUAUUCCUCAUGUAAUUAAAGCUGUGGAAAAAAGCGGUUUAAAUAUCAAUCCUCAGCAGGACGGUACCACUGUAUUUAUGCCAAUUCCUAAAGUUACCAAAGAACACAGAGAGACAUUGUCCAAAAAUGCAAAGGCAAUAUUUGUCAAAUAUCGAGAUCAGAUAAAAGAUAUUAGAACCAAGUCAGUAAAGUCAUUAAGUAAAAGAGACGGUAUAUCACAAGAUCAAAUUAGAAGAAUGCAAACUCAAGUUGAAGGAUUAUGCGAUAAAUACUUGAAAGAAGCAAAUUUGAUUUUGGAAUCCAAACAAAAUGAGCUGACAGGUGGUAGUGAUUAAGUAAUUUCUAUUUUUCAUGUAAAUUGUAAAAAUUAACUAAUUGUUGUUGUUUUUGAGAUUCACUUUACAUUUAUAAUCUUGAUUUUUACUGUUUAAAAUAUGGUUUCUUAAACAAA
Trichogramma pretiosum is the source of this 1300-nucleotide messenger RNA. RefSeq names its product ribosome-recycling factor, mitochondrial (gene mRRF1). Gene Ontology annotation, molecular function: ribosomal large subunit binding. The record is from RefSeq and is a predicted model, not a curated record. Lineage: Eukaryota; Metazoa; Arthropoda; Insecta; Hymenoptera; Trichogrammatidae. The coding region runs from base 318 to 1184 and encodes 288 amino acids. Gene Ontology annotation, biological process: translation. The transcript is spliced from 2 exons. Gene Ontology annotation, cellular component: mitochondrion.